Messenger RNA from Trifolium pratense (red clover), 1395 nucleotides. RefSeq lists its product as uncharacterized. The transcript is spliced from 2 exons. Gene Ontology annotation, molecular function: zinc ion binding; nucleic acid binding. NCBI's taxonomy places the organism in Eukaryota, Viridiplantae, Streptophyta, Magnoliopsida, Fabales, Fabaceae. The coding region runs from base 1 to 1395 and encodes 464 amino acids. The record is from RefSeq and is a predicted model, not a curated record.
AUGUGUGUCUUCAACCAACCAUACCGUAGCUACUUUAAUCCUUAUAUGUUGGAUGUGGAAAAUUCUGUGGAAUUGGAAAAGGAUUUGAUUAAAAGAUUUGGUUUUUCAGGAAACAUGCCUCCAAGACGGGCACCUGCUGCUCCUGUUACCGAAGAUGAUCGGGUUGAGCGUAUGGCUAACUCGAUGAAUGUGAUGGCGGCUGCCAUAACAGCUCAGACUAAUGCAAAGACCCAAAGAGAUUUGGAGAAGCGCGAAAGGGAAGUCCAUGCUGCGGGGACUCGUGUUCUUACAAGUUUCAACCAUCAGAAUCCUCCAAGGUUCCGUGGUGACGGAGGACCUGCUGCUGCUGAUUUAUGGCUUCAGGCCAUUGAGAAAAUUUUGGGGGCUAUCCAUUGCCCGGAAGGAGAAAUGGUGAACUUGGCCACCUACCAAUUGCUAGGGGAUGCUGAAUAUUGGUGGGGCAACACCAGUCUGCUAAUGGAAGCUGCAUUUGAGGAAUUCUCAUGGGAGAAUUUCAAGAGAAAAUUUCUAGCCAAAUAUUUUCUGGAAACAGCUAGGGAGAGGUACGGGGAAGAAUUCCUGAAACUGACUCAGGGAGGUUUGAACGUCGAGGCCUAUGCCAAGAAGUUUGAAUCGUUGUCUCGACACUUCCGUUUCUUCAGGGAUGGCAUAGAUGAGUCAUACAUGUGUCGUCGAUUUCAAGGAGGGCUGAGGUACGAACUGCAAGAUGCAGUGGUGCCGUUGGGGAUUCGACAGUUCCAGGUGCUUGUGGAGAAGUGCCAAGAGAUAGAGGACAUGAGGAAUAAAAGGGUAAAUCGUCAGGGGAGUUUUGGUGCUGGGGGACCUAGCCGUCCCAGUCAUCAGAGUCAGAAUCGAGGAGGACGUGGGACUAGGCCUUACAACCGCCCACAGAAUAAUCGUGGACCACAAAAUUCUGGAAACCAAGGAACCCGAGGAAACCAAGUUAGAGAGAAGCAGACUUGCUAUAAGUGUGGUGAAGAGGGGCACUAUGCUAAUGAGUGCGGGAAUCCAGGAACUGCGUCAGUAUGUUUCAAUUGUCGGAAGCCGGGCCAUUUUGCUAAAGAUUGCCGUGCUCCAAAAGCGGCGCCGUCAGAGAAUGCAACACAAGGAGCUCGACCCACCGCCAAAGGAUGUGUCUACUGUAUGGGCACAGAAGUGAGUGGUCAGGCUAGCAAUGCUAUUCAUGAGGACUGUCAGAUAGCAGGUAACUCUUUGACUGCUUUGAUUGUUACCGGAGCAACCCACUCCUUUAUAUCUUUGGAUUGUGCAAAUCGCUUGAAAUUGCUUGUUUCUCCGCUGCCGUUUGAUUUGAAUGUUUCUACUCCUGCUAGAGAUUUGGGAUUUUCUGGUCAAUUUGAUAUGUUUGCCCCUUAA